Molecule: messenger RNA, 2705 nt
Organism: Panonychus citri (citrus red mite)
Lineage: Eukaryota; Metazoa; Arthropoda; Arachnida; Trombidiformes; Tetranychidae
Gene: Cdc5
Product: cell division cycle 5-like protein
Exons: 2
Coding region: 149-2596 (815 amino acids)
Biological process (GO): mRNA splicing, via spliceosome; regulation of transcription by RNA polymerase II
Cellular component (GO): spliceosomal complex; Prp19 complex
Molecular function (GO): RNA polymerase II transcription regulatory region sequence-specific DNA binding; DNA-binding transcription factor activity, RNA polymerase II-specific
Source: RefSeq, a predicted model, not a curated record
GAAAUGAAAAAUCAAUGACAAGAUUGAAACUCAGCUGAUUGUAAUAAUCUUUUGUUUUAAUUGACGAUUAAUUUUAAGUUUCUUUUAUUUGAUUUACCAGUAAUUAAAUUUUCUCUGUUACCAAAGAUAAUCAAACAAUCAAAUUAAGAUGCCGAGGGUUAUGAUAAAAGGAGGUGUUUGGAGAAACACUGAGGAUGAAAUUCUUAAAGCUGCUGUAAUGAAAUAUGGAAAAAAUCAAUGGUCUAGAAUUGCUUCACUUCUUCACCGUAAAUCAGCUAAACAAUGUAAAGCUCGUUGGUAUGAAUGGUUGGAUCCUAGUAUUAAGAAGACAGAAUGGUCAAGGGAAGAGGAAGAGAAACUUCUUCAUAUGGCUAAACUUAUGCCAACCCAAUGGAGGACUAUUGCUACUAUUGUCGGUAGAACAGCUUCUCAAUGUUUGGAACAUUAUGAAUAUUUGCUUGAUCAAGCUCAGAAGAAAGAUGAAGGUGACCCUACUGAUGACCCAAGGAAACUUAGACCUGGAGAGAUUGACCCCAAUCCGGAGACCAAACCAGCUCGACCCGAUCCAAAGGAUAUGGAUGAAGAUGAAUUGGAAAUGUUAAGUGAAGCAAGAGCUCGUUUAGCCAAUACCCAGGGUAAAAAAGCUAAAAGAAAAGCUCGUGAGAAACAGUUGGAAGAGGCUCGUCGUUUAGCAUCAUUACAGAAGAGACGUGAACUUCGAAUGGCGGGGAUUUACUUGGGCUCAGGUGGCCGUCGAAAGAAAAAAGGAAUCGAUUACAAUACUGAGAUUCCUUUUGAAGCGCCAGUUCCAGAAGGUAUUCAUGAUAUUUCCAGUGAAGUUUAUGUACCAGCUAAUCAUGACUUCAAGAGAUUAAGACAACAACAUCUUGAUGGUGAAUCGAGAACUGAACGAGAAGAAAAAGAACGAAAAAAGGACAAAGAAAAGCUCAAGAAACGUAAAGAAAACGACGCUCCACUUGCCAUUACCGCUGAUGAUACACCAAGAAAACGAAGUAAAUUAGUUUUACCUGAACCCCAAAUAUCUGACGUUGAAUUGGAACAAGUUGUUAAAUUAGGAAAAGCUAGUCUAACUGUUAAGGAGAUUGCUGAAGAAUCUGGUAACGAAGCAUCAGAAGCUCUAUUAGCUGAUUAUUCAGUAACUUCUUCUCCAGCAAUCGCUGCCGCUAGAACCCCAAAAGUUGCAUCAAUGAGCAGAGAAACGAUUCUAAUGGAAGCUCAAAAUCUUAUGGCUCUUUCCAAUGUCGAAACACCAUUGAAAGGAGGUCUUAACACUCCGUUACAUGAGAUUGAGACUCCUCUUGGUGGACCGAAAACACCAGUUUCGGCUACACCAAACACAAUGAUAGUGACUCCAUUCCGAACCCCGGGUAGUGCCGCUGGUGGAGGAUCAACUGGUCAAACACCGAGUGCCAAUGAAUCUUUCAACACACCUCGAUCAACUAGAAGUGAAUCAUUCAGAGAUCAUUCAGUUAACACUACACCUUUACGUGAUAAGCUCAACAUUAAUCCAGAAGAAUCAUUAAGCUUUGAAAGUGGAUUAGCAGUGAAACUUUAUGAGAAAGAUCAACGUGAAAGUUUAAAGAGACAACUUUCUGAACUUCCAACACCAAAGAAAGAUUUUGAAAUAGUCCUUUCCGAAGAUGAGAUGAACUUAAUUAACAAAGAUGACAAAGAUGAUAAAGAAACUGAAUCAAUGAUUUCAGAAGAUCAAGCAGAUAUUGAUGCUCGUCGUGAAGCCCAACUAAUCGCAGACAUGGAAGCUCAUCUCUCCCGACAAACCCAAUCAGUUCAACGUAGUUUACCUCGACCAACGGAAAUAAAUCAACACUUUGUCCGAACUUUACCUGCAACAAGUACUGAUCUACAAAAGGCCGAAGAAUUAAUUAACCAAGAAGUUCUAACUCUCCUUCACUAUGAUUCAAUAAAUAAUCCAACUGAUGCACAAAUAUUAUCCUCAAGUAUUAAAGCUAAAGCGGGAAGUGUCCACAAUAUAAGCGCUAAUUAUUUAGAAAAAUUUCCCUAUCAAGAGUUUGAAGAUGAAGAGAUUGCCGUUGCAAGGGAAGUACUUCAAGAGGAAAUGUACCAAGUUCGAGAGGAAAGUGGCCAUGGAGAAAUAUCUGAUGAGAAUUACCAACAAAUGUGGGACGAGUGUUACUCUAAAUUAUUGUAUCUUCCCUCGUCCAGUGCUUAUGUACGUGCCGAUAGACGAGAUAUAACCAAAAAGGAUAGAAUUGAAUCAUAUGAGAAACAAUUAGAAAUGAAUCGUAAUCUAAUGACCAAAGAUGCUCAAAAAGCAAGUAAAAUGGAAAAAAAGUUGAAAAUUUUACUCGGCGGGUACCAAUCUCGAGCUCAAGGUUUAACGAAACAAUUUCAAGAGACUGUCGAGCAAAUUGAAGCGACUCGAAUUGAAUUGGAAACUUUUAGGAUGUUAAAAGAUCACGAAGACAUUGCCAUUCAGAAAAGGAUCCUCUCGAUCACGGAGGAUGUCACCCGUCAAGAGAAACGAGAGAAAUCACUACAAGAAAGAUACGCUCAAUUAUUGAGGGCUAAAAGUGAAUUAAAGACCAGCAAUUAAAUGACAGAGAAUGGAAACUUUAAUAUCUCAUCAAUCUUAUAAUUCUUUUGAUUUUGUUUGGAUGUACAUACGAAAAUUGAGCAGAAUUAAAAAAGAAAGAAAAAGGCCA